Messenger RNA from Eublepharis macularius, 8269 nucleotides. RefSeq names its product tenascin C (gene TNC). NCBI's taxonomy places the organism in Eukaryota, Metazoa, Chordata, Lepidosauria, Squamata, Eublepharidae. The coding region runs from base 438 to 6416 and encodes 1992 amino acids. The record is from RefSeq and is a predicted model, not a curated record. Gene Ontology annotation, molecular function: protein binding. The transcript has 25 exons.
CUGUGCCUUUAAUUUGCCAACUGAAAGCUACAGAGCGCUUCGCCUCCAGGCAUCCUAUUACAGUAGACUGAGCUCAGGAGCCAGGCGCAACUAUAUAAACCAGCAGAAGUGGCUAGCUCCGAUCACCCUUUGCCUUACUGUCCAACAGCAGCUCUCGCUCUUUCCCCCUGUCUCCCACCUACACCGCAGUCAAGGCAACUUUUCAGAGUUUAUUGCAGGACAGAAAAAGAGCGAGGUACAGGCUCUGGAGCACCCAGUUUAUCUCAUGGAGACUUGGCAAAGCAGGACCUAAUUAAUAUCAAAGGCAAGAAGGGACAAGAAGCUAAUCAGGAGAGAGAACAAAACAACACUAUUUCAUCCAAGCUGGCACUUUUCACUUUUCCUUGAAGCAACCAUAUUGAAUCUGCAACAACAUCCUACGGGAACUGAACCUCAAUAUGGGUCUUGCCACGUGGGUUUUGGCCUCAGUGACCCUCUCUUUGCUCCAUCAACAUGUCAGUGGUGGACUCAUCAAGAGAAUUAUUCGGCAGAAGAGAGAGGCUGGGAUCAAUGUCACUUUGCCCGAGGACAACCAGCCCGUAGUCUUUAACCACGUCUACAACAUUAAUGUCCCUGUUGGGUCCCUUUGUUCUGUGGACUUGGAGUCAGCAAGUGGGGACUCAGACCUCAAAGUACCCAUCGAACCAAGCAAACAUUAUCAGGAGCACACAUUGAACGAGGAAAACCAGAUUGUCUUUACACACAAGAUCAAUAUCCCACGGCGAGCCUGUGGUUGUGCAGCAGCCCCCGAUAUCAAGGAUCUCUUAAGCAGACUGGAGGAACUGGAGGGGCUGGUCUCCUCUCUACGAGAUCAAUGCGCCAGUGGUGCUAGCUGCUGCUCCAAUGGGCAAACUGCUGAAGGUCACAUCGAGGCCAAACCCUACUGCAGUGGACGGGGCAACUACAGCAAUGACAUCUGUGGUUGCAUUUGUGAGCCUGGCUGGAAAGGACCCAACUGCUCUGAACCAGAAUGCCCCAAGAAUUGCAACAACAGGGGGCAGUGUGUGAAUGGCAGGUGUAUCUGUGACGAAGGCUUCACUGGGGAGGACUGUGGGCAACUGGCAUGUCCUGGGGACUGUAAUGACCAAGGCAAAUGUGUGGACGGCCAGUGUGUGUGCUUUGAUGGCUUUGCUGGUGAGGACUGUAGCCUCGAAGUGUGCUUGGUGCCCUGCAGCGAACAUGGGAAGUGUGUGAACGGGCAGUGUAUCUGCAAGGAAGGUUUCGGUGGGGCAGACUGCAGCGAGCCACUGUGCCCAAACAACUGUAAUAACCGGGGCCGCUGUGUGGAAGAGGAGUGUAUGUGCGAUGAAGGCUACACAGGCGAAGACUGCAGUGAACUCAUCUGUCCGAAUGACUGUUAUGACCGGGGCCGUUGUAUCAAUGGGACUUGCUACUGCGAUGUAGGCUUCACCGGGGAGGAUUGCGGGGACCUGGCUUGUCCCAACAACUGCUACAAUCAGGGCCGCUGUGACAAUGGGGUGUGUGUCUGCUACGAAGGGUUCAUGGGGGACGACUGUAGCGAACGGAGAUGUCCCGGCGAUUGCAACCACCGUGGUCGUUGUAUUAACGGGCAGUGCAUAUGCAAUGAAGGUUUCUUGGGCUUCGACUGUGGAGAAGUGAGGUGCCCCAAUGACUGCAACAACCAGGGGCGCUGUGUCAAUGGACAGUGUGUGUGCGAGGAACGGUUCAUGGGAGAGGACUGUAGUGAGCUGAGAUGUCCCAAUGAUUGUAGCAAUAGGGGACGUUGUGUCAAUGGGCAGUGUGAGUGCGAUGAGGGAUUUAUGGGCGAAGACUGCAGAGAACUGAAGUGCCCCAAUGACUGUCACCAUCGCGGGCGAUGCCUCAAUGGCCUGUGCCUCUGUGAUGAGGGGUACACAGGUGAGGAUUGUGCUGAACGGAGGUGCCCCAAUGACUGCAACAAUCGGGGACGCUGCGUUAACGGCCUGUGUGUGUGUGAUGAAGCCUUCACUGGUAUUGACUGCAGUCAACUGAGGUGCCCCAAUAAUUGCAACAAUCACGGCCGCUGUAUUGAUGGUCAGUGUGUGUGUGAUGAGGGUUACACAGGGGAGGACUGUGCUGAACGGAGGUGUCCCAAUGACUGCCAUAAUCGUGGGCGCUGCGUCAAUGGAGCAUGUAUAUGCAACAAAGGUUUUGUUGGCGACGACUGUGGAAAAUUGGCCUGCGUGAACAACUGCAACAACCAAGGCCGCUGCAUCAAUGGGCAGUGUGUGUGUGAUGAGGGCUUCACUGGGGUGGACUGCAGUCAACAGCGGUGCCCCAAGGACUGCAACAACCGGGGACGAUGUGUUGAUGGACAGUGUGUGUGCGAUGAGGGAUACCAAGGGAUUGAUUGCAGUGAACGAUCCUGCCCAAACAACUGCAAUGAUCUUGGCCGCUGCGUAGAUGGGCAGUGCAUCUGUGAUGAAGGCUACAUAGGUGAUGACUGUUCUGAUGUUUCUCCUCCAAAAGAGCUGACAGUGACAGACAUAACAGAUAAAACUGUCAACUUAGAAUGGAAGAAUGAAAAUAUAGUCACUGAAUACCUCAUUACCUACAUUCCAACCGGCAUUGGUGGCUUAGAACUGCAAUUCCGAGUGCCUGGAAACCACACGUCUGCCACCAUUCAGGAACUGGAACCUGGUGUAGAAUACUUUAUCCGUGUAUUUGCCAUCCUGAAAAACAAGAAGAGCAUCCCAGUUAGUGCCCGGGUCGCUACAUAUUUGCCUGCCCCAGAUGGCUUAAAGUUCAAGUCAGUGAAAGAGACCUCUGUGGAGGUGGAGUGGGAUCCCCUAGACAUUCCAUUCAGCGGGUGGGAAAUCAUCUUUAACAGCUUGAAAGAGGAAGACAACGGAGGAAUAAGGAGCAGCCUGGAGAGGCCACAAACAUCGUAUUUGCAACCAGGCCUGGCCCCAGGACACCAAUAUAAUGUGUCUCUGUAUGUUGUGAAGAAUCAAACCAGGGGACCUGGCCUCUCUAGGGUGGUAACCACAAAACUUGAUGCCCCCAGUCAGAUUGAGGUGAAGGAUGUUACAGACACCACAGCACUGAUCACCUGGUUUAAACCCUUUGCCAAAAUUGAUGGCAUUGAACUCACUUUUGGGCCCAAGGAGGUCCCUGGGGACCGAACAUCCAUCGACCUCUCGGAGGAUGAAAGCCAAUACUCCAUUGGCAAUCUGAAACCACACACCGAAUACGAGGUGACACUUGUGUCGCGACGCGGGGAUAUGGAGAGCGACCCCGUGACGGAGACCUUCGUCACAGAUCUGGAUCCGCCAAAAAAUCUGAAGCGUGUCUCUCAGACAGACAACACCAUCACCCUAGAGUGGAAGAACAGCCAAGCAACCCCUGAAACGUACAGGAUCAAGUAUGCACCCAUUUCUGGUGGAGACCAUGCCGAAGUCACAGUACCCAGAAGCAACCAAGCCACAACCAAAGCUACUCUAACAGGUCUGCGGCCUGGAACAGAAUAUGGCAUUGGUGUGACUGCUGUGAAGCAGGACCGAGAGAGUGCUCCUGCCACGAUUAAUGCUGCAACGGAUCUGGAUAAUCCCAAAGACUUGGAAGUCAGCGACCCUACAGAGACAACCCUCCUCUUGCGCUGGAAAAGACCCCUGGCCAAAUUUGACCGCUAUCGCCUUACUUAUGUGACCCCCACGGGGAGGAAGAAUGAAAUAGAGAUUCCAGCAGAUAGCACAUCUCACAUCUUAAGGUCACUCGAUGCUGGUGCCGAGUAUGCCAUUAGCCUCGUGGCCGAGAAAGGAAGACACAAGAGCAAGCCUUCCACUGUGACCGGUUCCACUGAGAAGGAACCUGAGCUGGGGAAUUUGUCAGUCUCUGACAUUCACUGGGAUGGAUUCCAGGUCAGCUGGACUACAGCAGAAGGGACCUAUGACAACUUUAUCAUUCAGGUUCAGGAGUCGAACCACUCCGAAGUCAUGCAGAAUCUCACUGUUCUGGGCAGCUUACGGUCUGUGGACAUUGCUGGCCUCCAGCCAAAUGCUUUGUACAUUGUCACCCUCUAUGGUGUAACUCAGGGCUACAGGACAAAACCCAUCAGGGUUCAAUCCAUCACAGCAACAAAACCAGAAGUCAGCGAUCUAACUGUUUCUGGCCUUACCCCCGAGAGCUUCAACCUUUCCUGGACGGCCACCGAAGGAGCCUUCGAGACGUUUAUCAUUGAACUGAUUGAUUCUAACAGGUUGCUGGAGCCCGUGGAAUAUAACAUCUCAGGCCAUUUAAGGACUGCUUACAUCUCAGGGCUAUCUCCCAACACUGAUUUUAUUGUCUACCUCUAUGGUUUCAAGCGGGGCUUCCGUACUCAGGCAAUAAGUGUUUCAGCAACUACAGUAGCUGUACCUCUUCUUAGCAAACUCACAGUGUCAAAUACUACUUCUGACAGCGUGUCCCUCACAUGGGAAGCACAGGAUAUGGCCUUUGAAUAUUUUCUCUUAGAUGUUAGCAACACCCAACACCAGCCUCUGGACUCCCAGCUGCACACAAUACCAGGGGACAUACGAAGCUUUGUCCUCACCAAUCUAAGACCGAAUUCUAAUUAUACGCUCCAGCUUCAUGGCCUGGCUGAUGGGCAGAGUAGCCAGACCUUGACAGCCCUGGCUACCACAGAAGCAGAACCUGAAGUUGACAACCUUCUGGUUUCGGAUGCUACCCCAGAUGGUUUCCGUCUGUCUUGGACAGCUGAUGAAGGAGCAUUUGACAGUUUUGUUCUUAAAAUCAGGGAUGCCAAUAGGCUUGCAGACCCUCUGGAACUAAUUAUACCAGGUCACGAACGCACCCAAGAUAUAACAGGGCUGAAGGAAGGCACCGAAUAUUACAUAGAUCUCUAUGGAGUUACCAGUGGACAGCGUUCCCAGCCCGUAAAUGCAGUCGCAACAACAGCUAUGGGAUCUCCCAAGGAAAUCACUUUCUCAGAUAUCACUGAAAAUUCUGCUAUCGUCAGCUGGACUGCCCCACGAGGACGAGUCGACAGCUUCCGGGUUUCCUACGUCCCAGUUACAGGAGGUACCCCCAAAGUUGUAACGGUCGAUGGAAGCAAGAGUAGAACCAAUCUGGUAAAACUUAUUCCGGGUGUCAAGUACACUGUCAGCAUCAUCUCUGUCAAAGGAUUUGAAGAAAGUGAACCUGUUUCUGGAUCUCUGACCACAGCUUUGGACAGCCCGUCAGGACUGGUCGCAGUGAACAUCACAGACUCAGAGGCACUGGCUGUCUGGCAGCCGGCAAUAGCUGCAGUGGAUAAUUACAUAAUUUCUUAUGCUGCUGAGGGUGAGCCAGAAGUGACUCAGAGUGUCUCGGGCAACACUGUGGAAUAUGAUCUUAUUAACCUUCGUCCUGCUGUUGAAUAUACACUCAAGAUCUAUGCUGUUAAAGGACCCCAGAAAAGCACUACUGUCUCCACCAGAUUUACUACAGGUCUUGAUGCUCCAAGGGACCUCACUGCCACUGAGGUCCAGUUUGAAGCAGCACUAUUGACCUGGAGGCCUCCCCGUGCUUCUGUUACUGGUUACCUCCUCAUUUAUGAGUCCAUUGAUGGCAAAGUCAAGGAAGUCAUACUGGGACCUGAAUCAACUUCCUACAGUUUGACAGACCUCAGUCCAUCCACUCAAUACACAGUGAAAUUGCAAGCACUCAACCAAAACCUGAAGAGCAAGAUAAUCCAGGCUGUUUUCACAACAACUGGCCUUCUUUAUCCUUACCCUCGAGACUGCUCUCAGGCUCUUCUGAACGGAGAAACAGAAUCUGGCCUCUACACCAUAUAUAUAAAUGGUAACCAGUCCCAGCCUGCGGAGGUGUACUGCGACAUGGCUGCUGAUGGAGGUGGAUGGAUUGUCUUUUUAAGAAGGCAGGAUGGAGGACAGGAUUUCUACCAGAACUGGAGGACUUAUGAAACUGGCUUUGGAAAUCCCAGGAAGGAAUUCUGGAUGGGUCUGGAGAAGCUCCACAAGAUAACCUCCCAGGGCCAAUACGAGUUGCGGGUGGAUUUGCAUGACCAAGGAGAGACUGCUUAUGCCCUUUAUGAUAAGUUUACUGUGGGAGAUGCCAGAACACGCUACCGGCUGAAAGUGGAUGGAUACAGUGGCACGGCAGGUGAUUCCAUGACCUACCACAGUGGACGGGCCUUUUCCACUUUUGAUAAAGACAACGACUCAGCCAUCACUAACUGCGCUUUGUCAUACAAAGGAGCCUUUUGGUACAAGAACUGCCACCGAGUCAACCUGAUGGGCAGAUAUGGGGACAACAGCCACAGCCAGGGUGUCAACUGGUUCCAUUGGAAGGGCCACGAACACUCCAUCCAGUUUGCAGAGAUGAAAUUGAGACCCUACAGCUUUCGGAAUCUAGAAGGGAGACGGAAGAGAGCCUAAACACUCCAUGGGUGGUGGAGAGAGAAAGAGAAUGGGGACAAGAUUUUUUUUCCUCCCAGAAAAAUGGAGAAGGGAAAUCAACAAUGAAGAUGGGAACCUUACCAAAGCAUCAGCGUUGCUUGGCCUGACAUUGGAUCCUUUGACAAUUUCAUUGGGAGGGCGGGGGUGGGAAAGCCUUACUCAGCAGAGCAGACCUUUUUUGUGUGUGUCCGUAGCUGGCUUUCUUUGCACCAAAGACGACAAUCUCCAGGGGUAUUGGGGAGGGGCAAGGGUUUCUGCACAGUCCUUUUUCUCAGUGGGUUCUCAUUUACUUAGAGGAUGUCUCCAGCAAUGAGGGAACAAUUUGGUAGUCUGCAAACCAGCCUCUUCAUACAACAACAUGCAAGUCAUUUUCAUGAUUAUUACAAGUCACCACAGAGGUUUUGCUGGUCAUUGAGAAGCUUUCUUUAUAUAUAUAUGGAAACGAGCAGUCCAGUUUGAAAUUUUCAGCCUAAAAUUAAUAUUAUUAAUAUAAUGAAGAAAGGUAAAAAUAAUGAUGAUAAUAAUAAGCUACAUUUUUGUCGUCUUUUUAAAAAAAGAUACCCAUGCUUUCCAAAACACAGCAGGACAGUGUCUGAUUGUACAUUUCUUUUUAAAAUAAUAAAUAAAAGCACAAUUUUACUUUUACAGAAAUCUCCAGUUUUCUUCAUGCAUUGAAUUGUUUGGUGCACAGUCGGGGACGGGGGAGGCACAUAAUUCAAUGGCAAAUCACCUGCUCUUUCAGUGCAGAAGGUCACAGGUUCAAGACACCAAAUUUCCAGUUAAACAUGGUCUAAUAUUUGUUGUCAGGAAAUGCUAUUCUCUUCUACAGACUGUAAGGCAGUUUUGUUUGUUGGUGUGAGUAACUCUAGUCAAAAGUUUGGGUAUUUGAUUGCAUGUUAUCUUAGCAUGUUAGUUGGAGUGGCUACCUUGUGAUAGGUUUGUAAAUGGUGUCUUCCCCCCUAGCUAUUCAAGAGAUGAAGUCUACCAAACAUUGAAGGUGUCUUCAAUCAUGGCAUUGCAAGUAUAUUGAUUCUCCCCCCAGCUGCUCCAGACAGUCCCAGGUUCAAACGAUGGCAGCUGCAGUCCAAGGACCACAGGUGUCGGGAAAGACAUUUUUCAACCUGGAAUGUUGCAGCUGCCAGUCAGAGUAAGCAAUACUGAGGUAGAAGGAUGUACGGGUUGAUUUGGUAGAUGGUAGCAUUGCAUGUUCUCUGUUCCAACUAAUAUCACAAGCUCCCUUGUUGGCCCAGCCUAGGAAGCACAGAGCUCUGUGAUAAUGGGUAAAAGACCCAGGAUGUGGUUCGACACACCUGUUCACAAAUGAUCAAAAAAUAUAUGAGGAUUGAUAUACCUUUUGGAAGCAGAACUUCCUGUGCAGCCCCUCACUGAACCUGGUUUUCUGUGUAGUAAAAAGCCACAUUCAAGCAAUUCCCUUACAUCCAUGAAAGGUGACAUUUCAAGGCUUGAAAACACCUGAAGAGAUUCAUUUCAGGAAUGUUGAGAUCACAGUGAACAGGCAGAGGGAAGCAGGGAAUGUUGAGGCUAGCACAACAGCUCUUGAGGAUUCUCACAACCACUUGUGUAAAUAUAUUUUGUAUGAACAAAGCGUGUCUCUUAAAUCCUUCUGUACCACAUUCUUUGAAUAAAAACCAAUAAAAAGAUCUCUGAAGCCAUUGCUUUGCUGGAGCCCGUUCUGCUUACAUUUCAUAUCCUGCUACUGCUGAAUGUCUUUUUCGUACUUGGGAGGAGACUGAAUUUUGAAAGCUGUCUGGUUCACUUUAUGAGAAAAGCAGGCUGAAAAUAAAAUGAGGAAGUAAAUAAUGUGGAACCAA